AUGGCUGGAUUGGCGCUCAGUCUCACCGGCUCCGGCUCCUGUUCUGCUCCAAGUCCUCAGGGAUUCGGAAGCGAAGUCUUCUCGUUGGGCGUCUUUUCGUCCAAUCCGGCCUCGGUCUACCCUGGCCAGUUGGGCCGGGCCGGUCACUGUUGCCUGGAUACGCAGCGGCUUGCGGCAACCGGCGGCCAUCGGUACAUCUGCAACCCAGAAGUCGCCGAUACAGCCGGACUCGGCAACACUCCAAUCACACCAGACAACUGUGCACAGACGCCCUGUCGCCUCGACGCCUCAUGGACCGACGAUGUACAGCCUCAUCUGGCGCUUCUGUCCCCCUCGGACCAGCAACAUCAGCACCAACACCCGCCUCAGCAACAGCAUCAUCAGCAUCAGCAGCAGCAACAACAGCAAUUGGUUAGUCUGGCCGCAGUCGUCGGAGCCGCGGCUGUGGCGGCAGCAGCGGCUGCCGUGGCGGCCAACAAGUUGCCAGGUGAGCCGAAGUCCGGCGUCCUGCCCGCCUCUUGGUACCGGGAGUUUCAGGCCCCCCAAGACGCGCGCUCAGAACUGGCCUACUCUUGUCCGUCUGGACUGACGCCGUCUGUCUUCUCGCAAAGUCCGCUGUCGAGUCUGCCAACGCAGUCCACUUCGGCCUCGAACAACUGCGCCGUCUCCUUCUCCUCGUCUCACUCGCCGCAGGCCGGACUCGGCUCUGGUCACGCCUACCAAUCGUACCAACAAUCGGCCGCCAUCUUUCUGCCUCAUCCCUCCGCUCGUCAGACACGAAGUCCACCACAAAUGGCCUCGAUCUGCUGUACCACAGGCGGACAAGCCGCCGACGCCCUGAGAGACCGGCAUCAACAGUGCCCCCUUGCAGCCGCGGCUGAAGUCGGCCCUCUGGAGUGUCAUCAAUCGGGUCUGCUGAUGAAUCCUGCCUGCCAGACGCCGGUCCCUUCGGGUCUACAGCCCUCGAACCUGUUGCUGCAGCGGAGCAGCGCCCGCUCGGCCAAUGAGGCCUGCUUUCCCAACGCCAAGUGA
Protopolystoma xenopodis is the source of this 1032-nucleotide messenger RNA. NCBI's taxonomy places the organism in Eukaryota, Metazoa, Platyhelminthes, Monogenea, Polystomatidea, Polystomatidae. The record is from the annotation of a GenBank genome assembly.